Messenger RNA from Stegodyphus dumicola, 1526 nucleotides. RefSeq names its product hexokinase-2-like. Gene Ontology annotation, biological process: intracellular glucose homeostasis; carbohydrate phosphorylation; glycolytic process. NCBI's taxonomy places the organism in Eukaryota, Metazoa, Arthropoda, Arachnida, Araneae, Eresidae. Gene Ontology annotation, cellular component: mitochondrion; cytosol. Gene Ontology annotation, molecular function: glucokinase activity; D-glucose binding; ATP binding. The record is from RefSeq and is a predicted model, not a curated record.
GUCGUCUCAAAGAUUUUUAGUUGUUGUCCAGUUAUUCAAGAUUCAUGGCCUCAUAUGGUAUUUCCAGUCUUGCCGAUUCUAAUCUUGAUUUAAAUUUGAAAGACAGUUUUAAAGCACAAAAAGUAACUGAAUACAUGCGGCAAUUCAUUUUUACAGAUGUAUCUAUCAAUGCUAUCAAAAGACUUUUCCAAAGAGAAUUGGAUGAUGGUCUCAGAAAGUCAGAUGGAUCUGAACCACAAGAACAGUCGGAAAUGACUAUGAAAAUUACAUUUUUUACAGAAAUUUUUAACGGCACAGAGAGCGGGGAUUUCGUUGUAAUUGAUUUAAAUAGCCAACAUCUCAUUCUACUUUUAGCAAGAGUAAACCCUGGAUUUCCAGUGAAGACUGUUAGCCAAUACUUCUGGGUUAAUGAAAAUAUUCGACGCUCUCCUUAUAUUAUGAUUUUCGAGUUUUUAUGUGAUUGCAUCCUGAAAUUUUUUACCCAAUAUGAUUUACUGCAGAAAACGCAGACUGUAGGAUUUUGCUCUGAUUUGCCAUCGGUUCAAUUCGGCAUCGACCAAGCGACAUUGCAUUACUUCACACUCAGUGCAUCUGAAUUUCCUCUCAACUGUUAUGACAUACGGAGGUGUUUUGAAAUCGUCUUACUGAAAGAACGUUACAAAGACAUUAAAUUGAAUUUGGUUGCCAUACUAAACAAAAAUACAAGUAUGCAUAUGUAUGCUUGCUAUGCAUGGGGAAAAAUAGACAUUUUUGUAAAUUUAGUAAAUGACUGUGACAUACUAUACUUUGAAGAGAUAGGAAAGGUUGAGAAGUGGAAAUGUGAAAGAUCCACUGUGAAAGAGGUAUUAAUUGAUACAGAACUCAGAAACUUUGGAGGAAACGGAUCACUGAAUUUUAUUGCAACAGAUUUGGACUGGGCUAUCAUUAGCACACCUUUAAGUUUCAUAAGAGUAGAUAAACGCUGCAGGAUUGAGAAGUUUUUAUCGGAAAAGUACCUAUUGGAAUUAAUAAGAUAUAUCCUUGCUGAUCUACAUCAUAAUCUAAUUUAUUGUAGGAAUGCUGAUGUUGGAUUAUUAUAUAAAACAGAAGGAAUUUCGUUAUCGGAUAUCUACAAUUUUGAAAAAAGUUUAAAAAAUCUAGAUCAAGCUUCACUCUUGCUCCCAGGAGGCUCUAUCGGAGGAUCUGAAGAGGAUGCAAAAAUAGCACACUAUGUGUGCAAGAUAGUAUUGAUUCGGGCUGCCGUACUCACAUCUAUAUGCCUGGCUUCAGUAUUGUCUAGAUUUCAAAAUGAAGAAUUCAUGAUAGCCGUGAGAAGCUCUUUGUUAUGGGAACAUCCAGAUUACGAAACAUACAUAAGGAACUUGAUGUUAGAGCUAGCACCAGGGAAAAAGUUUCAGUUUAUACCAAUGGAAGAUGUAAUGAGCCUUCAAGGAUCAGCUUUGGCUACCUCUAUAGCCAGGAGGUUAGACAGAUCCUUCUUGAGAUUUUAAAUCACAUUUUAUUAACAAACCACACAUAGAGGGAAA